Messenger RNA from Nematolebias whitei (Rio pearlfish), 1154 nucleotides. RefSeq lists its product as uncharacterized. Gene Ontology annotation, molecular function: zinc ion binding. The coding region runs from base 57 to 1154 and encodes 365 amino acids. The transcript is spliced from 10 exons. NCBI's taxonomy places the organism in Eukaryota, Metazoa, Chordata, Actinopteri, Cyprinodontiformes, Rivulidae. The record is from RefSeq and is a predicted model, not a curated record.
CCGCAUUUUUCAGAAGGGCUGCGCACUUCCUGUUUGCUGUCAACACAGUGUUAGUGAUGGCGUUUUUCACUCGAUCACUGCAGGACUUGCCAACAAUAUCUGUUAAUGAUGUCUACAGAAUUAUUCAGACUUUCUCGAAAGCGCCCACAUCUAAAAAGGACAAAGGAUUCAAGCUUUAUGUGUCCAACUACAUAAAUAAGUACGAAGUUUCAAACAAGGAGGCAGGAGAAGUCACAGUUAGGGCUGAGUGUUUCCAGUCAAUGAGGAAAAGCCAGAAGCCCCACUGUUUGAGUAUGGUGCUGAGGGAAUCAAAGCCGGUGGAGUUUCAGGGAUGUCAGUGCACCUGUGUGGCAGGUACAGUCCUGUGCAGCCAUGUGGCAGCUCUGCUUUUCCAGACGGCUCACUACUCCCAGUUGAAGCUUCCAGCUGUUCCUCCAGUCCUAAGCUGCACAGACACCGAACAAAAGUGGCAUAAACCGAGGACAAUGGGCAUAAAACCUGGUCCAGUUAAGGACAUGGUCGUCCUGUCAGCAAAACCAAGAGAGAGGAAAAUCUUUGAAGGAAUUAGAAGCAACUUGUAUAAAGGCACUACCAGCCCUCUGCCACUCAUCUCGACCCUAAGGAUACAGGAUGUGUACCGGGGACUUCCAGCUGAAGAAGCGCCAAUUAUCACCACAAUGGCUGUCUCCAAUGAUGUCCCUCUUGUUGACUCUUUGUUUGGUCUGGUGGGACUGGACGUGGAAGAGGUUGGCGUGCUGGUGGUCGUGCAUGGGGAGGCAUGGCGCGUGGACGAGGUGGCUGGGGUGCACCAGGGCAAAGGAACCUACAAGACGAAAUCUGUUACAACUGUGGGAGACCUGGCCAUCGGGCCAGACAGUGCAGAGCCCCACCCAUGCAGGGGAGUAAAGGCGGAGGGUCACAAGACCUGGAAGCCCUGGCUCAUCAGUAUGCGUGCCUACAUUUCUCCUGCUGACCUGCCUCACGUCACCCUCUUCUAUGACCGGGAACACACAGACUGGUACCAAGAAGCCUUCUCAUCUGAACUUGAGGAAGGCGAGCCUCACCAAUGUGAAGAGCUGGUGGUCAAGCUGGAGAAAGUGAGGCCAGAUCUAGAAGCAUCCCCACUUUGGGGAAUACAGGAAGAUCCAGAGUAA